Tricharina praecox is the source of this 2227-nucleotide messenger RNA. Its product is annotated as Prenylcysteine lyase-domain-containing protein. Gene Ontology annotation, biological process: prenylated protein catabolic process; prenylcysteine catabolic process. Lineage: Eukaryota; Fungi; Ascomycota; Pezizomycetes; Pezizales; Pyronemataceae. Bases 272 to 2098 code for a protein of 608 amino acids. The record is from RefSeq and is a predicted model, not a curated record. The transcript has 3 exons. Gene Ontology annotation, molecular function: prenylcysteine oxidase activity.
GUGUUGGGUGUUGGGUGUUGGUUGCGUGGCCUUACUUUAAUUUACCGUAACUGCGAGUCCUUUGUAUGUAAAAUCGAGUGGCCAUCCACCACCACCUCCUCCACCGGGUAUCCCGCCGUGUGGACAGUUUCCCCCCAUCAGUCAUCCUGUGGUUAACGCAAGGCUCAUCUGCUACCUACCGUACCGGUACCCACGAGUACCUACCAUAAGCUCGAGCCCACUUGCCACAACUACUCGUACUCCCAGAUAGCUAGACGUCAUCGUCCAAGCAAUGGCGUCCCACCGCCGCCGUCGCCCAAUCACCAUCAUCGUGCUCCUCGUCGCGCUAUGUCUCUUUGUUCACUCCGCCGAGGCCGGAUUCCUGUCGACACUCCGCCAGAAAGUGCUCGCGUUGACCUUGUCGGACGGGAAUGAAGCUCCCACCGCCGUGCCCGACCAAGCCGUCGUCGAGAAGAAGCCCAAGCGCGAGGGAAAGCGUGUUGCCAUCAUCGGUGCCGGAGCCGCGGGCUCCUCGUCGGCCUACUACCUGCGCAAAUACCUCGCCAACUCGACCGUGUCCGGGCUGCCCGUGGAAAUCACCGUCUUUGACAAGCACGCGUACGUCGGGGGCCGCUCAACGACCGUCAACGCCUACGACGACCCUUCGCUGCCGAUCGAGCUCGGCGCCUCGAUAUUCGUCUCGAUCAACCACAACCUGGUCAACGCCGCGGCCGAAUUCGGGCUCUCGGUGUCCUCGGUGUCCAAUGCACCACCGACGAAGGAGGCAGCUGCAGACGUGCUCGGCGUCUACGACGGCACCGACUUCGUCUUCACGUUCCCCGAGGGCUCGUGGUGGACGCUCGCAAAGCUGUUCUACAAGUACGGGCCGACGAGCCCGUACCGGACCAAGAAGCUGACGGACGCGGUGGUGGGGAAGUUCCUGGCCAUGUACCAGGCACCGCUGUUCCCGUUCCGCUCCUUAUCCUCCGCGGUGGAGGCGGCAGGGCUCCUCCCCGCCGUCGGCACCACCGGCGAGCAGUUCCUGCAGCAGAACGGCAUCUCGACCGCCUUCGCACAGGACCUCAUCCAGGCGUCCACCCGCGUCAAUUACGGCCAGAACCUCGGCCUCAUCCAUGGCCUCGAGACGAUGGUCUGCAUGGCGACCGACGGCGCCGUCAGCGUGCAGGGCGGGAACUGGCGGAUCUUCGAGGGGAUGGUGCAGCACAGCGCAGUAGACCUACGAUUACAAACAGCCGUAACCAAGCUCGAGCGCAACGAUGAUGCCGGCGAGUGGAUCGUUACGUCGCAGAAAGACGGCUCGCCCAUCGCCACGUCGGAGGUAUACGACGAGGUGAUCGUCGCGGGGCCAUGGCAGUACUCCGUGCUCUCCGUGCUCCCACCACUGGCCAAAACCCCAGACACAAUCCCGUUCGUAACCCUGCACGUAACGCUGUUCGCCUCCCCCCGCCGCCUCGACCCAGGCUACUUCCACCUCCCCCCCGGCACCGCAGUCCCGCAAGCAGUGAUCACCACGCUCAACGCCACCGAGCGCGCGGACCCCGACCUCCUCCGCGGCGAGGGCGUCCACGCCGUCGGCAACACCGGGUUCUUCAGCAUUUCUACACUCCGCACCGUCGUCCGCCCCAGCGGACAGACGGAGCACGUGUACAAGGUCUUUUCCCCCGCGCGCUUCGGCGACGAUAGGGUGCGCGCCAUUAUUGGCGCCACCGCCGAGGAGGAGGGGAUGGAGGGGAUGGAGGAGCAGGUUACCUGGUUGCAUAGACACAUAUGGAAGUCGUACCCUUAUGUGUACCCCCGCGUCACGUUCGAUGAGACGAAGCUUGCCAACGGGCUGUGGUAUACCGGCGCGGUUGAGGCGUUUAUUAGCACUAUGGAGACCAGCAGUCUUAUGGGCAUGAAUGUGGCCAAGCUGAUGGUUGAUGAGUGGGAUGGUGAGAAGAGGGAGAAGGAGGAGAAGGAGAAGGAGGCUGUUGUGGAGGCUGCGGCUGCGGAGGAGGCAGCGGCAGCGGCGGAGACAGAGGUGGAGGUGGAGAUGGAGACGGAGGUGCCGGCGAUCGGAGAGGACCAACCCGUGGCUGUUGACGAGUUGAAGAAGUAGGCUACCUAUGUAGGGAUUUGUUUUAUGGGAGUUCACUUGGCCUGGGAUAUUCGCGGUUUUCAUGCAUACAUAUCUGUCGUUUUUGAUGGUAGAGCUACAGCAUCUAUAUGACGGAGAUGGUUUCAUUCA